Salvelinus fontinalis (brook trout) is the source of this 1586-nucleotide messenger RNA. RefSeq names its product churchill domain containing 1 (gene churc1). The record is from RefSeq and is a predicted model, not a curated record. NCBI's taxonomy places the organism in Eukaryota, Metazoa, Chordata, Actinopteri, Salmoniformes, Salmonidae. Bases 187 to 525 code for a protein of 112 amino acids. The transcript is spliced from 4 exons. Gene Ontology annotation, biological process: multicellular organism development; positive regulation of DNA-templated transcription; fibroblast growth factor receptor signaling pathway. Gene Ontology annotation, molecular function: zinc ion binding.
CUAGUUCUAUUCCCGGAAGUUUAGAAUAGCCUGUCAUUGCGGAAGUAGCUUCAGCGAAGAAAACCUUUUUUGUUGAGAAUUGAAAGAUAAUAAUUUACUGUCGUGAGAAAACGAGUCACGUCAUAUAGUUAGAGAUUACUACCCGUUUUUACUGUAUCUAUUGCUGGCUUUUUGAAAAGGAGCAAAAUGUGUAAUGGUUGUGUGCAGAAAGAGUACCCUGACAGGCGGAACACGUGUUUGGAGAAUGGCUCCUACCUGAUGAACUACCUGGGCUGUGCCAACUGUCACCAGAGGGACUUUGUGUUGAUCAGCAACAAGGCCACUGAGGAUGAGGAUGGAGAGGAGAUAGUCACAUAUGAUCAUGUGUGUAAAAACUGUGACCACGUCGUAGCCAGGCAUGAGUAUACCUUCUCUGUGGUGGACGAUUAUCAGGAGUACACAAUGUUGUGCAUGCUGUGUGGGAAGGCGGAGGACUCCAUCAGUGUGCUGCCAGAUGAUCCCAGGCAAACCGCCCCUCUCUUCUAGAAGAGUACAAUGACAGACUGAGAUGACCAGAUGUAAACAAUCAAGAACUGCUAGCUCAACAUGGACCAGAAGUCCCAUGAAAGAGAUAGACUAUUAGCAUUCUAGAAAAUAGAGCAGGUAUUCUAGAACACAUAUCACAUCUCAAACCCAUAUAGCCAUGCAUCUCUAUAUGGCUCUGCCCAGACAUAACAUUUCACUUAUAGAACACAGAACUUGUCUAAGAUGGCAAGUCCUAUAUUCAUCAAAUUGAAGGAAUAAUACCAGUCUUCUUUAACAUAGACUUUUCAUCAACAGUAAGGGUAAGCAAAGACUACAUAAUAUAGUACAUGCUACUCUUCUUUGACCACAGAUGUACAUACUGUCCAAUUUUGCUAGAAUUAGAUUUAGGGCCUAGUUCACUCAGUGCUUAUGGGGUGGGGGUUGUUACUAUCAGAGAUUCAUCUUGGCUUAUCAGCGCGCAAGAAGGAGCUACUACCAUGUCACAUUACCUACGGAUCUACAUUAAGUUUAUUGAAGGUUUGGGGGCUAUGGGUUGUUUCUGUAUAGGGCCUAUGUUGGGGACUAGGGGUUGUUCCUGGACAGGGCCUAGGUUGGGGUUAAGGGUUGUUUCUGGACAGGGCCUCGAUUGGGGCUUAGGGUUGUUUCUCGACGGGGCCAAGGUUGGGGCUAGGGGUUGUUUCUGGACAGGGCCUAGGUUGGGGACUAGUGGUUGUUUCUGUAUAGGGUCUAGGUUGGAGCUAAGGGUUGUUUCUGGAUAGGGCCUAGAUUGGGGCUAAGGGUUGUUUCUGUAUAGGACCUAGAUUGGGGCUAAGGGUUGUUUCUGGACAGGGCUUAGGUUGGGGUUAUUUUUUAGGGCUUGGAACCCUAGUUAGACUGCUGUUAAGGAUAAAUAACUGUUACAGAUCACAUGUCUGUUUAAAUAGAUUUGACAGCAUUGUUUUUUAAAUAUAAAUAUUAUGUAAAACAAAUGUUUGUAUGUUGGGGGGGCAAUGGAACUUGACACUUUGUACGCAUUUGUUGGUUGCAUCGUAACGUAAUAAAGACAACGUGUAGGUAGUCUA